Molecule: messenger RNA, 2437 nt
Organism: Trichoplusia ni (cabbage looper)
Lineage: Eukaryota; Metazoa; Arthropoda; Insecta; Lepidoptera; Noctuidae
Product: piggyBac transposable element-derived protein 3-like
Exons: 2
Coding region: 349-2283 (644 amino acids)
Source: RefSeq, a predicted model, not a curated record
UUAAAGAUUUUGUGAAAAAUAAUGCUGUUAGUGUUUGUCCCUACAGCGCAUACUGUUCCAUAUGUGGUACAACAAAAUAAACAAGUUUCUUGAUUGUUUUGAGAUACAUAGCGACAUCUAUUGACCGAUGGAAUGUUCUUUAAGCCCUUGGCAACGGUUUACAAAUGACAAAUGUAUGUACUAGAUGGCGUAAUAUAUCGAUUGACAUUGAUUCGUACAGAAGUUGGACAAUCGGUUUGAAUUCAUUGUUUACGUAAAUUGAAAAAUCUGAAUAAAAUAGUUUGAACAAUAUUUCAAAGUGGAAAAAAAUAAGUUAACAUUAGAAAUAGUGUACACUAAAAGAAGAUAAUGGCGAAGAAGGUACUAUCUAAUAAGAUGAUUGAGCAGUAUUUAGAUAUACCCUCGGGAAGCGAAGACGGUCAAGACUUUUCGAGUGCGGAAAGUGAUGAUGACAUGGCGAAGAUCAGAGAAAACUUGGACCAAAUGACUGGAGAUAGUGACUCUGAAAAUGAAACUGAGCCUACUAGGUAUGCACCAUUAUCUUUCACUGACUAUAGCACGCCCUGCGCCGGAAACAACUCCUCCACCGAAACAAAUCCUCAAGCCAGCAUUUCCGACCCAAGUACGUCAUCACGCCAAAGUAGAAGUUCAUACACUUUGCCAGUUACCAGAAAUCGGAUUUCAAAUAAUAAUACCGCUGCUAAAAGAAAGAAAAGAAAUCUAAUUUGGAAAAAGAAGUCUUUACAGGCUAACUAUCCCCAAUUUUCUGGAAAUACAGUUUUAGAGCCGCCAAUCACAACUAUCGAUACUCCAUUGCAAUAUUUUUUAUAUUUUUUUGAUGAAGACCUACUAACCCACAUAGUUGAAGAAAUGCAUAAGUUCAGCAUCCAAAAAGACCCAUCUAAACCGUUCUGUAUCACCACAUACGAAUUAAAAAAGUUUUUAGGUAUAUGUUUGCUUAUGAGCGUUGCUCCAUUGCCUAAUAUACGGAUGUACUGGGAAUCUGAGUUAGGUAUACCUUUAGUAAGAGAGACUAUGACCGUGAAUCAUUUUGAGAAGAUAAGGCAGUUCCUGCACUUCAACGACAAUUCCUUACACGCACCAUCUUGUCAUCCAGGACAUGAUCGCCUCCAUAAAAUAAGGCCAAUACUAGAAAGUCUAAGAAAGAAAUGCCAGAGUAUACCUAAGAGGGAAUCUUUAUCAGUGGACGAACAGAUGUGCGCAACGAAAGCUGCAAAUUUCCUACGUCACUAUCUUCCGAACAAACCACACAAAUGGGGAUAUAAGCUUUUCGUGCUAUGUGACGAUAGAGGCAUGGCAUACGACUUCGAAAUAUGCUCUGGAAUGGAAAAUAAUUCUGACUUGAGAUAUGCUGAUGAGCCUGACUUGGGUGCAAGUGGUAAUGUAGUAGUCCGCCUAGCACGAACUAUUCCGAGAUACCAACAAUAUAAAUUAUUUUUCGACAAUUACUACACUUCAGCUGAACUUAUUUCUUUCCUUUCGAAACAAGGUAUCCAGUCACUGGGAACGGUCAACAAAGGUCGACUAGGCAAAGAUUUGAAAAUCCCAUCGCUGAAAGACUUGAAGAGUACUAAAACAGAACGAGGGCAUUCAGAAGAAUGGGUAGCUGAUGUAGAUGGCACGGAAGUUGGCACAGUGAUGUGGUAUGAUAAUAAGCCUGUUGUUUUGUCUUCAUCCUUUGUUGGUCAACAGCCCAUUGAAAAAGUUAACCGAUAUUGUAAAAAACAAAAGAAAUAUAUUGAAGUGGACUGUCCUAAAAUAGUCAAAAUCUAUAAUCAGCAUAUGGGGGGAGUGGAUUUAUUGGACUCUUUUCUUGGGAAGUACAAAAUAAAAAUGCGUACUAGGAAAUGGUAUCUCCGUUUAUUUUACCAUUUUCUAGACAUUGUCACCAUAAAUAGCUGGCUACUGCACAAGAGGGUGGGAGAGCAAAAGAAUGAACCAACACUGAUAAAAUUAAAAGAUUUUAAAAGGGAAAUCGCUAAAAGUCUUUGUAUGUGUGGUCCAUCAUUACAAAGAAAAAGGGGAAGACCGUCUUCUGCCAUAGAAGACGUGAUUGAGAAGAAGAGUAAAAGAAAUGCAGCAAUCCUUCCCCCUCGAGAUGUCAGAUUGGACAAAUUUGAUCAUCUUCCUAUAUGGGGCGAGAAGAGACAACGCUGUAAAUAUCCACAAUGCAAGGGAAAAACUUAUAUAUAUUGCGAAAAGUGUCGUGUUGAGUUGUGUUUGAACAAAGACAACAAUUGUUUUUAUAAAUUUCACCAAUAAGUAGAGCUAUCGUUAUUAUGAAACUGAAUAUAUGAUUAUUUUCAUUGUUCCUAAUUAAGAGGCAAAUAUUAAUGUUAAUGCAUACUGUACCACAUAUGGAACCGAAUUUAAAAAAUAAAUAUCUUCAAAAUUAAUAAAGUUUAAUUUUUAUUAU